AUGGGAAAAGAGGCCGAGCGAUUGAAACUCACGACACCGAGAGGAAAACGUGUCGACGUCUCAAAGCGGAAACCAGACGGAGAGAUAGUGUCGAGCUCGUUGCAAAGGCAAAAAGACCGAGCCACUAACCAUCGACAACGAACACUGGAAGAACGCGACAGGUACAUGGCCGCCAUGUGCGGUACGUCGCCACAGCUGUUCGAAUGCGUGAUCAUUGUGUCACUUGAGAUAUCUCCUGAAAUUACUACGUGCAUCAUCGCAGCCCUUUUAGGGGAGCAAAGAAUAUUGCUUGCUGAUAACACGGUGUGUACAGUUUCUAAACUGGUGCAAGUUAUGGGAGCGUUAAUACAACCACUUUGCUGGCCACAUGUAUUCAUACCGGCAGUUCCAGAUAAUUUACUUGACCUUUGUCAUAAUCCCACCCCAUACCUUAUGGGCAUACUCAGAAACAACCUCGCCCUAAUUCAUAAACUAAUUAUAGCCGAUCAGUCAUCUGAAAGCGCCAUCGAUCAGUUAGAUUUCGUUUUCAUCGAUGCUGAUAAUGGCCUUGUAAAUCCACCACCAGAACCUUAUGCUUUCAAUAGCAAUUUUGCAGCAUGGAAACAGCAGAUUAUACUUCUUUGGUAUGCGUCGCUAUUUGGGCACUACAAGACCAUUUCGGGAGAGUGUGAAUGGGGCUCAGAAUUCAAGCGACGCCUUGUUGAAGCUCAACCAGAUAAAUCAGUCCGACCGUAUCUUUCAUAUCUUUCCGAGACCGUCAUGUUUCACGAAUGGGUUGUGAAAAGAUGUUCAAAAGCUCCUGAGUCGUCAGAUCCACUACCAGGCAGUGAAGAAUUUCUUAACGGACGUAUCGAUAAGCUUUACUCAGCGGGUGUCAACUGUUUUUCAACAAGACCACUGACUAAAAUGAUUAACAAGGUCUCUAAGGUACUGAGAGCAAAGAAGUAA
This is a messenger RNA of Angiostrongylus costaricensis, 948 nucleotides long. The record is from the annotation of a GenBank genome assembly. NCBI's taxonomy places the organism in Eukaryota, Metazoa, Nematoda, Chromadorea, Rhabditida, Metastrongylidae.